UGAACCUAUAGUUUAAAUUUAAACUUUAUAGAGAAUUUGAAUAGUUGUGUGUCUUGUGACAUAAAAAAACAUAAAGAAAAGUUAAGUACAAGGAAAAAUAAACAUUAUUUAUUCCUCUCUAUCUCUCUCUCUCUCUCCACCUUUCCAUUUAUAUUAACCCUAAUAUUGUGUCAUUCUCAAAAAAAAAAAAGUUUUAUAAAGGUUCUCAACUCAAGUUCUCUUCUCUAAAAAACCCAAACAAUGGCCUCUGCAGACAAACUCAUAAACACAGAUGUCCCUGAAAAGGACGUUUUUGCCUUCCACUUCCUCCAAUCCCUCUCAAAUCUCAGAAAACAAAACCCUUUUGAUACUCCGGACCAAAAAAACUACCGCGUGAGGAAGAUCAAGAAGGCUGCGUACGUUUCCAUGGCCAGAGCAGCCGGAGGGAGUAGCCGGCUAUGGAGCAGAGCCCUCUUGCGUAGAGCAGACAAAGAUGACAACAAGAUCGUAAGAUUUUCAAGGAGGAAGUGGAAGAUAUCAUCAAAACGGAGGAGGAGUAACCAGAGAGCUCCGGUGGUGGAGGAGGCGGCGGAGAGGCUGAGGAAUCUUGUUCCGGGAGGCGGAGGAAUGGAGACGUCAAAGCUGAUGGAAGAGACGGCUCAUUACAUCAAGUGCCUUAGUAUGCAGGUCAAGGUCAUGCAGUGUCUCGUUGAUGGCUUAUCUCCCAAAUGAUCAUCAAUUAAUCAUCAACAUCAUCAUCAAUGAUCGAUGUAUAUAGAGAUACGACACAUACAUAGUCUAUUGGAUUGGGGUAAUCAUAACGAAUAUAUAUGUGUAUAUAUAUAUAUAUAUAUAUAUAUAUAUUCUUAUAUAUAUACAUACGUGUAAGAUAGGAUACAUAUAUGAAAUGUGUGGAUAUGUAUUAGUCUCGAAGUAACGAAAGAUUUUUUUCUUUUUCUUUUCUUGAAUUUUGAUAAAAGGGGAUUUAUUAUUUAUCAUAUGCUAUGGCCGGUUUAAACAUUAGGGCUUGGUAACUUGCCCUUGUCAUAUGAUAAAAGGGGAUUUAUUACUUAUCAUAUGCUAAGAGAAUUUUCUUUCUUCUUUUCUUUUAAGCUAUGCAAUUUACUUGGUUCCUCUUGAUUGUGUUAUUCGUCAAUGAUGUUUCUAUGGAUGGAUUAUAUAUAUAAAGUUAUAACAUAUUAGUUAUAAGAAAAUUAUAGCGGAA
This is a messenger RNA of Arabidopsis thaliana (thale cress), 1204 nucleotides long. RefSeq names its product ILI1 binding bHLH 1 (gene IBH1). The coding region runs from base 241 to 711 and encodes 156 amino acids. Gene Ontology annotation, molecular function: protein dimerization activity; transcription cis-regulatory region binding. Gene Ontology annotation, cellular component: nucleus. The transcript has a single exon. Gene Ontology annotation, biological process: regulation of DNA-templated transcription. The record is from RefSeq and is marked reviewed. Lineage: Eukaryota; Viridiplantae; Streptophyta; Magnoliopsida; Brassicales; Brassicaceae.